AUGCAGCUGAAUGAGACUGGAGUUCAAACACUGGCUCCAGAGCCAUGUGAGCAGCAAAUACUACAGGAGGACAAUCCUGGAAACUGUAGCGGAGGUUCCACCAGGAACCUGUCGCUGCACUGCUGGCUGCAGCUCCUCACCAAGGAGUCUAUCAUGGAAUUUCAAGGAGACAGCUCCAGUCUAGUGGUGCGUGUGAUGAUAGCGUGUGUCUACUCUAUAGUCUGUGCGCUCGGGCUGGUGGGAAACUCGCUGGCUCUGUAUCUGCUGCACUCCCGUUACAGGCAGAAGCAAUCAUCCAUCAACUGCUUUGUGAUGGGUCUGGCGAUCACAGACCUCCAGUUUGUUCUCACUUUACCUUUCUGGGCAGUGGACACAGCCCUGGACUUCCGCUGGCCGUUUGGCCGUGUGAUGUGCAAAAUUAUCAGCUCUGUCACCACCAUGAACAUGUACGCCAGUGUGUUCUUUCUCACAGCCAUGAGCGCCGCACGCUAUUACUCUAUCUCCUCUGCAAUGAAGAUGCACAGCCGACGGGCAGCAGCUGCUAGGGCCAAGUGGACAAGCCUGGGCAUCUGGGCUGUCUCUUUGUUGGCCACUUUGCCUCAUGCCAUCUACUCCACCAGUGCACAGGUGUCAGAUGAGGAGUUGUGCCUGGUGCGCUUUCCAGACUCAGGCAGCUGGGAUCCGCAGCUUCUUUUGGGUCUAUACCAGCUGCAAAAGGUUCUGCUGGGCUUCCUUAUUCCUCUGAUCAUAAUCACUGUCUGCUAUCUACUGCUGCUGCGCUUGAUCCUCACCCGACGCAUUACAGGUGUAGCGGGCCCAGAGAUCGAGCAGGGCCGGCAAAACCGUCGCUCCAAAGUGACCAAAUCCAUUGUCAUCGUGGUUCUGAGCUUCUUUCUGUGCUGGCUUCCCAAUCAGGCACUGACUCUGUGGGGAGUGCUCAUUAAGUUUGACCUUGUGCCCUUCAGCAAGGCUUUCUACAAUGUGCAGGCCUACGCCUUUCCCCUGACUGUGUGUUUGGCACACACUAACAGCUGCCUCAACCCCGUGCUCUACUGUCUGAUUCGCAGGGAGUUUCGGGCUGGUCUCAAGGAACUUCUCCUCCACGCCACUCCAUCCUUCAGGAGCCUGACUCAUCUGCUUCGUCGCAAGGCCAAAGUGGCUGAGGCACCACCUGUUCUGGUACUGGUCCAAAUGGAUGUCUGA
Toxotes jaculatrix (banded archerfish) is the source of this 1203-nucleotide messenger RNA. It is a transcript of the gene rxfp3.2b, whose product is annotated as relaxin family peptide receptor 3.2b. Gene Ontology annotation, biological process: immune response; G protein-coupled receptor signaling pathway. Gene Ontology annotation, cellular component: membrane. The transcript has a single exon. Gene Ontology annotation, molecular function: G protein-coupled receptor activity. Lineage: Eukaryota; Metazoa; Chordata; Actinopteri; Toxotidae. The coding region runs from base 1 to 1203 and encodes 400 amino acids. The record is from RefSeq and is a predicted model, not a curated record.